This is a messenger RNA of Ilex paraguariensis (yerba mate), 160 nucleotides long. NCBI's taxonomy places the organism in Eukaryota, Viridiplantae, Streptophyta, Magnoliopsida, Aquifoliales, Aquifoliaceae. The record is from the annotation of a GenBank genome assembly.
GUGGAAUUCUGAAGCCUGCAAAUGGACAAGCAUCUGAGCAAGUAUCUUGGUAUGUGCCCAAACCUUUUACUUCUGAACAAGCACUGCUGGACAGCAUCAACCCUUCUGCUUCAGUUGCCGUGAAAUUUACUACCCACAAGAGGGAAGAGACUUUGGAAUU